This is a messenger RNA of Arabidopsis arenosa, 1418 nucleotides long. The record is from the annotation of a GenBank genome assembly. Lineage: Eukaryota; Viridiplantae; Streptophyta; Magnoliopsida; Brassicales; Brassicaceae.
AUAUGGUAAAAGAGCGGUAAUGAUAUGGUUAACUCAGCUUAAGAUCGAAGUUUCUGCCUUUAUCGGCUUCUCUAGCGAUAUCUUUCCUUGCUUGUUUAGUGGGAUCACCCGUUCUACCCACGGAUAUAGUGAGAUGGGCGCGAGAAGGAAAGAUUCCGUAUCUUUCUUGUUUUCUCAAGAUUCGAAAGCAAAUGGGAGAGCGAUCAGCUUCCUGUCCUGUACUGAAAGUGUAAUGUUUAGACCUAUUCAGAUUGUUUCUGCUCAGAGAUUAGAAGCUCAAGCCGCUUCGAUUGCUGACAUUAUUGGUUUGCCUUUACCUCCUGUGAAUUUUUAUGGUGUAACUUCAAACUAUCUAAAGCGGUUAUCUAAUCCCAACGAUAAGGUUCUUGAACUGGUGUGUCUAAUUCAGAACUGUUCAAUGCCUUUGGGUUUAUGUUUAUCGAAGAACGAGCUUAGGAUUUUGGUGUCUAUUAUUCUUGUAGCUGACGAGAUCUUUGCUGGUUUAGAAGAAGCAUCAGCUGAUGACACAUACAGAACUGUUGAUAAUCUGUGGAGUAGUUACCCGAAAGACGAGUUGAGGGAUGGAAACAAUCCUUGUGUUAUUCAUUCAAGAAAAAGCGAAACCGAGUCAAUGGAUUGUGAUGAGCCAUCUUUGGAAUGUGUUUCAUUACCAGAUGAUCACGAAGAGAAAUCCAAGGAGAGUGCGAUAAAAAGACUAAUAACAGACACGGGGGAGAAUUUGUUCUGUUACAUACCGCUUCGUGUGAAGGUAAAGAGACUACACUAUCUUCAAUAUGUGAGGAAAAAAGGUGAUGGAGCUUUGAUAUAUGCGGCUCACGCGGAUUACUACCUUCUUUUAAGGGUUUGCGCUAAGGUCGCUGAGAUUGAUGCGAGGAAUAUGCAUAGAGGUGUGUUGAGCUUUGAGAGAAGAUUCGCUUGGAUUGAGAAAAGGAUAGAUCAUGUUUUGCAUUUAACUCCACCUUUUAUAUCUACUAGAGACACAGAGACACGUUUGGAGGAGCCAAGCCUAGAGAGGAAGUCUUUUCCAAAUUAAACAGGUUUUGAGCUAUUGGAAGGAUAACCACAUCGAUUUGGCCGUACUACUGCUGUGGAACGUGCACAGAUUCGCAUUCAAAAUACUACUAAUCUCUUUAUCGAAGAUGCCAAUAUUGAUGCGGCUUAGGAGACAUGAUGUACUAUUUCUACAAUCCUUUUUUGUUUGGUGACUUCAUGCAAGCAAAUGAUCGGUUUUGUGUUUGGAAAACGUACCAUGCUGAUGCGAUUAUCUCAUUGUAGAAUGAUGAGAACCGCACAGAAGAUUGGAUCCAAAUCGAAGCGUUUCAUCUGGACAGAGAGAAAGAAGAAUGAUACUUUGAUGCUGAUGGUAACUUUGUAGGAUAUAAAAGAGAAGGAAGGCA